Messenger RNA from Sitophilus oryzae (rice weevil), 2873 nucleotides. It is a transcript of the gene Dnaaf5, whose product is annotated as dynein assembly factor 5, axonemal. Lineage: Eukaryota; Metazoa; Arthropoda; Insecta; Coleoptera; Curculionidae. Gene Ontology annotation, cellular component: cytoplasm. Gene Ontology annotation, molecular function: dynein intermediate chain binding. Bases 208 to 2736 code for a protein of 842 amino acids. The transcript is spliced from 7 exons. Gene Ontology annotation, biological process: inner dynein arm assembly; cilium movement; outer dynein arm assembly. The record is from RefSeq and is a predicted model, not a curated record.
CAUGGCAACGAUGUCAACAAUAAUUUUAGAAAGAAAUAUGAUAGAAGUAAUUCUAUGAAAUAAUUGUUUAAACUUACUUAAAUAAGGAAGGAAUACUUGCAUAAUUAAUUAUACUUUAAAUUUUGUGAACCACAAGCCUUUACCGGUUGUGUUGCUAAGUGAUACUCACCUGAAUUUAUACCAGAGUUUAUACUGUUAUUAAACAUUAUGGUAAUACAAAAGUGCGAAGAAGAAAUGAGCCAGAAAGUCUCCGAAUCAAAGAAAAUUUGCUUAGGAUUUCAUAGUCCAGACAGAAAAAUAAGAAAACAAACAUAUCAGGAAUUAAAGAAUUUUUUGACAAAUAAGGAGAAUGAUUUUAGCGCUGAUGAUUUACAAAAGAUUUUUAUUGAAAAUCAUAUAUACUUUUUAAAUGGUUUACGUGAUAAAUCUGAAACUGUACGAGAAGAGGCAAUAAAAUUUGCUACAUACAUAAUAAUGGAAAGAUUACCUUUAAAUGAUUUUUAUUUAACAUAUACUUUUCCAAUAUUAGUUGAAAGAAUAGGUAGUGUUGAACUUAUUGAAGAAUCAGAAGAAAUAAGGUUGCAAAUGCUUCAGUUUUUGGAUAAUAUUAUCGAAAAAUACUCUAAUACUGAACAGCUAAGGCCAUUUCUAAAUGAUUCAGUUAAGAUUUUUUGUGAAACAGUUAGAGAUAAGUAUCCUAGCAUAAAGGAAUUAAGUUGUCAAACGAUAAGAAAACUGUCUAUAGCUUUACCCAGAGAUUUUCAUAUGCAAGCCGAAUCCUUAUUAAAACCUGUCUUAAGUUGUUUUUCUCAUCAACGUUACAAAGUUCGUGUAGAAGCAAUUAAAACUGUUGGGGAAAUAAUUAUGCAUAGCAGUUAUAAAGGUGUUGAUGAGGCUAUUGUUCCAAUGGCAGAGAAAUUGUUUGAUCAAAUUCCAAUAGUUCGUCAAACAGUAGCUCAAGAAGCUGCCAGGUGGAUGCUAUAUCAACGUGAUAGGUACUCCUACUUUCACAAAAUGCUUCCUUUGUUAUUAACAGGGUUAAAUGAUGAAGUUGAAAGUACUAGAAUUGAAGCUCAUAUGUUAUGGGAAAAGGUGGGUCUCCAAUACCAGCAGGAAAAUGAAAAAGAUUUAAAAGAUAAGCUGGAUUUUUUAACAGAAAUGCCUAAACAUUAUCCAAAUCAUUUAAAACGUCCAAAUUUGGGAUGUAGAGUACUGGUUCAAAGGAAUAUCAGCAAAAUCGCUUCAGCUAUAUCAAAUGAGCUUACUAACUGGCAAGAGGAUAUUCGAGUUCGAUGCAGUCAACUUCUGUGUUCUUUAGCUUUGCAUGCUGAAGAAGACUUAACUUUUAAUCUUCAAAAUCUCUUACCAGCAAUGUACUCGGCUGCUAGAGAUCAGGAUUCAAGAGUAGUAGCUAACAUUAUUCAAGCCAGUGAAAUUAUCGGAUUAUUUGUGCCAUUUGAUACAUGGUCCAAGAUUAUUUUGCCAGUUAUUGAGGAUGGACCACAUCACGGCCAUUUAGUUGUUAUGGCUUCAUUGAUUAAAGGGGCUCCAAUAGAAUAUAUGGCCAAAGGUGUAUUUCCAAUAAGUAAACUGUUAAGUGAAGAUUAUAUUUGCUGCAGUCGAAAACAAAAAUACCAAUCAGAAUUAUUAAAAUGCGUGAAAGCCUUAUUAGAGAAAUAUGAUAAAUGCAAUGAUGACCCAGGCUAUCAUCUGUUUAAAAUUAUUACAAGUCUUAUGUCUUUAAAAGAUCCAAAUAAUGCUGAAGAGCUUACAAUCAAAUUAUAUGAAUAUUUGGCAAAAUGUCUGGGCUUCUCAGAUACUGAAGAAUGUUUACUAAAAUAUUCAAAUGAAUUAUUUAUUCAUAUAAAUACGUCUCCUAAGUCAUGGACAGUAAUGACUGAUAAUGCAUGCAUUUUUCUGUGUUUGCUUGAAGAAUGUCAAACAGCUUUUGGUGUAAAUUUGGACAUAAUAUCUGAGAUACUGAUUAAAGUGUUAGAUAAUGAAACAGAUGCUGAACUGAGACUGAAAACUUUUUAUUCUUUAGCCUCUGUAUUUGAAAAUAAAGAUAUAAUCUUUCAAAAAGCCGAAAAUUUAACGUCGUUUUUAGAAAAACUGAUUGAAGAGGUCUUUAUUCCAUCACUGGUUUGGCAUGCUGGAUCUACUGCUGAGGCUAUCAGGACCAUGGCAGCCACCUGUUUAAAAUGUGCCUUCCUUCCAACACAGCAGGUCGAAUUAUUUGUCUCUAGCGAUGUUUUAACUGCUGUUGCUCAAAAACUACAGCCGCUUCUACUUUCACUAAUGGAAGAUGCUUCAUACAAAAGUAGGAAAGUUGCCAUUGAAUGUGUCGUCCUAUUGAAAGAUAUCUGUUCAAACAAGAACGUUUGGACUAACGAUGAUUUAAUAAAAGUUUACCCAGAGGUAUUGAAAAGAUUGGAUGAUCCAACCGAGAAAGUUCGUUUAUGUGCUCUAAGUUAUAUUCCAAAGAUUUUCCAGGAUGUUCCAAACGAAUUUACCCAGGAACACUUCAAAGGCCAUCGCGAAUUUGUAAUUGAUACAUUAAUUACGCAUCUUGAUGAUGACGACGAGACUGUUCAAAAUUUAGUUCUUGAAUCGUUUAAAACGCUCGCUAGAAUUUGUAGUAAAGAAUUAUCAUGGAAAAUUGAAGCUCAUCGGGGUUUACUGAGAAACCAGAAAGGAUGCGAUGAAAUCGCUAAAUAUAUUCAAACUGUACCUUAGUGCAAUUCUGUACCUACCUAUUAAUUAGGUAUUUUAUGUAUAUAUCUAAAUUAACUGAUUAGCGUUUCCUUCCAUGGAUGAAUGUUCAAUUAUCUGUGUAUUUUUGUUUUGCUAAUAAAAAAUAAAACUGAUAAAAA